UGUACAGGAUGAAUGAAUGAGGAUGUGGAUGAAGCUCCACCUAUCACCUGACUCACAUGUGACCAGGAAACUGGCUGUUUUUCUGCCUCGCUGAGACGACACACACACAUACACAUGCACACACACACACACACACACACACACACACACACACACACACACACACACACAAACCAAAAACAACUCUUCCCCUGAGAGAGGACUUCCACAGGAGGGAAUGCUGGAAUACCUUCCACUUCAAGCAGCUGCUGAAUCCACACACAGAGAGUUUUACCAGAAUAAAGACUCAAAGUGAAAGUAAGUCUCGGGGAACAGGGAGCGGCUGCUGCUGAGUUUACUGCGUCACUCACAGACAACAUGGCUUCCAGAUUAGAGGAAGAUUUCUGCUGUACUGUCUGCCAUGACAUCUUUAAAGAUCCUGUGGUCCUGUCAUGCAGCCACAGCUUCUGUAGAGACUGUGUGCAGAACUGGUGGACGGAGAAAGUCAUCAAAGAGUGUCCACUUUGUAAGAGAAGACAUUCAAGGGACAUACUUCCUCCUAACUUUGCUUUAAAGAACCUGUGUGAGAGUUUCCUACAGGAGAGAGGUCAUAGAUCUUCAGAGGCUCUCUGCAGUCUGCACUCUGAGAAAUUCAAACUCUUCUGUCUGGACCAUCAGCAGCCAGUGUGUGUCGUCUGCAGAGAUUCAAAAAUACACAAAAAACACAGUUUCAGACCCAUCGAUGAAGCUGCACGACAACACAAGAAGAAGCUUCAGAAAACUCUGCAGCCCUUAAAGAAGAAGUUAGAGACUUUUGAACGAAUUAAAGUGAAGUGUGAUCAAACAGCAGGACACCUGAAGGUCCAGGCCCGACGCACAGAGACGCAGAUUAAGGAGCAGUUUAAGAAGCUUCACCAGUUUCUAGAAGAGGAAGAGGAGGCCAGGAUGGCUGCACUGAGGGAGGAAGAGGAGCAGAAGAAGAAGACGAUGGAGGAGAAGAUGGAGGAUGUGAGCAGAGAGAUAGCAGCUCUUUCACACACAGUCAGAGCCACAGAGGAGGAGCUGAGAGCUGAAGACGUCUCCUUCCUGCACAACUACAAGGCUGCAGUGGAGAGGCUGCAGCGCCCCCUGCUGGAGGAUCCACAGCUGCCCUCAGGAGCUCUGAUAGACCAGGCCAAACACCUGGGCAACCUCAGAUUCAACAUCUGGAGCAAGAUGAAGGACAUGGUGUCGUACUCUCCUCUCAUCCUGGACCCAAACACUGCUGAUCCAGAACUCAUCCUGUCUGAAGAUCUGACCAGUGUGAGAGGAGGAGAGAGACAGGAACUUCCUGAUAAUCCAGAGAGGCUUAAUGGUUACAACUCUGUCCUGGGCUCUGAGGGCUUUAACUCAGGGACUCACAGCUGGGAUGUCCAGGUUGGAGAGAAUGCAAGCUGGCAACUGGGUGUGUCAGCAGAGUCUGUCCAGAGGAAGGGAAACAUACGGCCUGGAUUAUGGGCAAUAGAGUAUUAUGAAUGGUACUCAGCAUUGUCACCAUCAGGUCCAGACACUCGUCUCUGCCUGCAGAAGAAGCUCCAGAGGGUCAGAGUGAAUCUGGACUGGAACAGAGGAAAGCUGUCGUUCUCUGAUCCUGAGACUAACACACACAUACACACCUUCACGCACACUUUCACUGAGAGAAUGUUUCCAUACAUUUGCAAUUGGUAUAAACACACACUUAAGGUGUUACCAGUGAAGGUCUCUGUGACUGUAGAACAACAGAGAUAGAUGAUGAUGUUGAAGAUGAUGAUGAUGAUGAUGAUGAUGAAUUCGAUUUAUUUGUUUAACUAUGCAGACCUUCCUGCUAAGUGUCUGUUCCUUUCUCCCAAAUAGUUUCCAGUGAAGGCUUCUCAGAUGGUUGUUAGCCAGGUUAACCAUUAAAGAGAGAACUGGAGGAAUUACCCAGAAAUAUGUUCCUUUAAUGUUUGGUCAGUAGGCCUGCUGAUAUAUUCAUGUGUUUGAGUUUAUCAGGGAUCACUCGUAUAAUCUUGUGUUCAGGUCAGUGUGAUUCUGGUGUUGGGUUAUGGCUUUUCUUGUGUCAUGUUUUUGUCAAUAAAAUAACUGAAA
This is a messenger RNA of Trematomus bernacchii (emerald rockcod), 2085 nucleotides long. Its product is annotated as E3 ubiquitin-protein ligase TRIM39-like. The record is from RefSeq and is a predicted model, not a curated record. NCBI's taxonomy places the organism in Eukaryota, Metazoa, Chordata, Actinopteri, Perciformes, Nototheniidae. The transcript has a single exon. Bases 358 to 1746 code for a protein of 462 amino acids. Gene Ontology annotation, molecular function: zinc ion binding; protein binding.